Messenger RNA from Peronospora matthiolae, 636 nucleotides. Lineage: Eukaryota; Oomycota; Peronosporomycetes; Peronosporales; Peronosporaceae. The record is from the annotation of a GenBank genome assembly.
AUGGAAGUGUCGGUCCCAGCAGAGCCGUCAAAACUCCACAUUUCGAAUGCGUCGAGGCACGCCCUGUUACGUAUUCUGAAGAAAAACCCGCCGGUUCUACCAUCAGAGCCGUCAAAACUCCACAUUCCGAAUGCGUCGAGGCACGCCCUGUUACGUAUUCUGAAGAAAAACCCGCCGGUUCUUCCAUCAAAGCCACAAAUAAUCGGCCUCAAACAGCGAGAACGCAGCAAACUCUUCAGCUGCAUCCAACCGAGCAGUUCACAAACGCACUUUCCAGUAGAGUUGCCCCGGCAGAACGAACAUUGUUUUCGCUCUGUAGAAGAGAUGGCGCAUCUACUCAAGCUUCAGCUGGUCGCUACACCGGAUACAGAACAUUGUCUGGCAAUGGCCAUAGUGCAAUCACAAUUUGAUUCGGUCUUGGAGGGGCAGGACGAGCUCGUGGCAGCGGCAACAGCCGGUCUUAAAAGGGGAAUAAAGUAUGCGGGCCAACUGCGUUUGAAUGAGAAAUUUCCCCACGACACGCGAGUCGUGACACUCAACGACGUUCGCCGAGUCUGGUUAGGCAUGGAAAAGGUGCUCGCGAAGAAACAAUUUCGGUGGUAUCUGGGAGGAUAUGCCAAAAGUACGUCGGGUUGA